AUGUCGUUGACCGCUCAACCUUCAAAAAAUAGGGUCAAUAUUGUUGAGUCACCAAUGUCAGAGGACCGAACUAUGACCACCGGUCGCCAUAUUGUACGCGAUAUUUCUUGCAAACAAUGUGGAAGUAUAGUUGGUUGGAAAUAUGAUAAAGCAUUUGAAUCAAGUCAAAUGUAUAAAGAAGGAAAAUAUAUUUUGGAAAUAGAACUCUUAACGAUGAAGACAUAA
Molecule: messenger RNA, 225 nt
Organism: Pneumocystis jirovecii RU7
Lineage: Eukaryota; Fungi; Ascomycota; Pneumocystomycetes; Pneumocystales; Pneumocystaceae
Exons: 2
Coding region: 1-225 (74 amino acids)
Cellular component (GO): ubiquitin ligase complex
Source: RefSeq, a predicted model, not a curated record